Salvelinus sp. IW2-2015 is the source of this 1724-nucleotide messenger RNA. The record is from RefSeq and is a predicted model, not a curated record. Lineage: Eukaryota; Metazoa; Chordata; Actinopteri; Salmoniformes; Salmonidae.
UUACCGCGUCUCCGGAAGCACCUGACCGUACUCAAAGUAUUAAACUCCAGUUCCCAGGAGGAGGUGUGUGUUAGGAACGUGAGGGUUCUUCCUAACUUCAACGCGUCCUACCUCCCCAUGAUGCCUGAUGGCUCUGUACUCCUAGUGGACAAUGUCUGCCACCAAUCAGCGGAGGUUACCAUGGCAUCAUUCCACAGAAUGAACAGUAGCUCCUCCCACCUUCCCAGCAUGCUCUCUGCCCUGGAGGAGCAGAACUUCCUGUUUCAGCUGCAGCUCAGAGACCAGCCAGAGGAAGAGUCCAGCGAGGGUCUGGAGGUUCCAUUGGUGGCUGUGCUGCAAUGGUCUACCUCUAAGCUUCCAUUUACCAGGUACAUUUCGACCCACUACCAGCUACCCAGCGUGAGACUGGACCGCCCCCGUUUGGUGAUGACAGCUUCCUGUCAGAGUGCCGUGAGGCCGCAGGAGCACUUCCGGGUCAAAUACACCCUCCUCAACAACCUGCAGGACUUCCUGGCUGUACGCCUGGUCUGGACACCUGAAGGUCGUGGUCGGCAGGAGGACCCGUCAGCGAGUUCUGUGGUGUGUCACUCCCCCCUCAACAACUUGGGACAGUGUCGAAAAGGAUCCACCCUCUCCUUCACAGUUGCCUUCCAGAUUCUCAAGGCAGGACUGUUUGAGUUAAGCCAGCACAUGAAGCUGAAGCUCCAGUUCACAGCGUCCUGUUCCAACCCCCCUGCUGAGGCCAGAGCCAUGUCUCUGUCUCUGUCCCGUAACAACUCUCCCUCCAGCCCUGCAGUUAGAGACCUGCUGGACAGACAGAGUCUGGGACGGUCACAGAGUUUCUCUCACCAACAACCCUCACGGUCACAUCUUAUGAGGACGGGCAGUGUUAUGGAGCGCCGGGCCAUCACUCCCCCGGUGGGAUCUCCAGUGGGUCGACCCCUCUACCUUCCCCCCGAACGCCCCGUCCUCUCACUGGAUAAGAUCGCCAAGAGAGAGUGUAAGGUAUUGGUACUGGAACUUGGAAGAGACUGGGAGAGCGAGGGAGGGAGGGUUGGAGGAAUGAGGUAGAGAGGUAGAGAGGUAGAGAGGAAAUAAGAGAUGUAAUGGGAGAUUUAGAGGAAGAGUGGGGGGAGAACAUUUUUCAUUGAGCAUUUCAUCCAACCUGAAACAAAAUGCAAAAACUGGUUCACACAAAAAUACAGACCACAGUCACCACACUGAAUGACUUACUCUACAUGACCCACAUCAUUUCAAGACACCGGAGAAGUUACUUUCAACACAAUUCUUUUUCUUUUUUUACUAUUAUUUCAACAUUCUGUUUUAUUCCUUGUUUUAUGUCUUGGUGUGUACUUAAAUAUGUAAAUAACUGUUUUAGACAAAAAAACAUCGGGUGGCGAGCUAGAUCUGCAGUAAUAUUUGGGCUGCCAUUUAACGUGAAAUUCACAGGGUUUGGUUAAUUAAUAGACUUAAUACAUUGUCUAACUAACACUAUUAAGUGUUCUCUAACACUGUUCUGCAUGCGACAUGUUUGAUGUAAAACUUUGGAUGUUAAAGCUAGAGUCCUUGAGUCAAGCAAUAACAAGCAGUCACCCCGCCUCUGUUUUUGUAAAAAUCUUUGGGAUAGGCCUGGAGUGAUGUAACCACUGUCAUAGACAGAGCUAUGGAUGCAAAGACUGACCUUCCAUGAUAUCAAAAUUAUUAUUUUAGCCAUGUUUUGAAGG